AUGCUGCAGAUGCUGCUGAUCAGCGGGACACUCGCCCUGCUCACUGCAGACCCAGGCCAGGCCCAGGUCCCCAUCCAGGCCGACUUCGAUGCCAGCCAGUUCCAGGGCCCCUGGUACGUGGUUGGGGCGGUGUCGGACGACCAGGGCUUCCUGGAUGCCAAGGACAACAUGAAGAUGCCUGUGGUCUUGGUGACCUCUUUGGCCAACGGCGACCUGGGCAUCAAGUUUGGGUUUCCCACGCCCGAUGGCGGGUGCCAAGAGACGGACAGCACCUUCACCAGGGGGGCAGUGGACGGGCAGUUCAGCAACGCGGCGAUGGCGCAGACCGACAUCAGGGUGGCUUUCACUGACUACAAGCACUUCGCUGUGAUGUACUUCGAGACCCAGAAGGGGGGCGUAAAGAACGUCUGGCUGCAGCUCUACGCCCGGGCCCCGGAGCUGUUUCCUGAAGGCGCCCAGAGGAUGCAGCAGCUGGCACCGCAGCUGGGCCUGAGCCCCGGCCAGGGAGUCCUGCUGCCCAAGUCAGGCGCCAUGGUGCCGCCGCCGCGGUGGCCGCCUCUCUGCACGCUGCCGCCGGGCCCCGGACCCCCGCGCUUCGUGUGCUACUGCGAGGGGGAGGGCGGCGGGCCCGGGGAACGAGGCGGCUUCAACCUCUGUGUGACGGACGCCGCGGAACUCUGGAGCACCUGCUUCACGCCGGACGGCCUGGCGGCCCUGAAAGCCCGUUUUGGCCUCAGUGCGGCUGAAGACAUUGCCCUCCGAUUCAGGGCAGCCUGCGAGCGGCAAGCUGUGACUCUCACCCUGCAGGAGGACAGAGCGUCCCUGACCCUUUCAGGGGGACCCUCGGCGCUGGAACUUGAUCUGUCCAAGGUGCCGGGCCCAGAAGCAGCCUCCAGGUUGCAGGCACUGAUGCUGGGCCUGGCGGAGCGUGUGUGCAGCUUGGAGCAGCGGCUGGCAGCAGCGGAGAUGGCCCCCAGCCCCAGAAAGAGCGCCUGGCAGGCGGGGCCUCAUCUCUUCUUACCAGACCCAGAUCCUCAGAGAGGUGGCCCUGGACCUGGGGUCAAGAGGCGGUGUCCAGGGGAGUCUCUCAUCAACCCAGGCUUCAAGAGUAAGAAGCCGGCAGGUGGUGUAGACUUUGAUGACCCCUGA
Rangifer tarandus platyrhynchus (Svalbard reindeer) is the source of this 1149-nucleotide messenger RNA. The record is from the annotation of a GenBank genome assembly. Lineage: Eukaryota; Metazoa; Chordata; Mammalia; Artiodactyla; Cervidae.